AAUGUUGAUGUAUGGUGCCGACGUGCCGAACACAGAACAUCAGAAGAAAUCAUUUUCAUGGCUUGUCGGAACUAUAUAAUGAGCGACGCCGUCCAUUCGAGAAUUGACGCAGUCAGAUACUGCUAUCGGGAAGCUCACGCUUGCAUAUGAUGAUGCAAUCCACCAAAAGUACAAAUAUCAUGAGUAUCUCCCCGUUUAUGACGAAGAGACUCACUUUGACCCGAUCCAACCAUUUGAGUUCACGGAUCGGGGACUGGCAGCGGACAAAGCCAAGCCUGCUCUGCUGUCUAGUACCAAUCCAGAUCUCAAGGUCUCCAAACUCACCCCAGUUAUUGGCACCGAAAUCAGAGGUCUUCAACUCUCUCAAUUAAAUGACACGCAGAAGAAUGAACUUGCGCUGCUGAUUGCAGAGAGAGGUGUGGUCAUAUUCCGUGGGCAAGACUUCAAGGAUAUCGGACCGGAGAAACAGAAGGAAUUCGCGAGAUAUUUCGGACCACUGCACGUUCAUCCCGUUGGAGCUCAUGUUAAGGACCACCUCGAGUAUCACAACAUCUACCUUGGUCCCGAUAAUGAAUAUCGAGCAAGGCAGCGAAGGGAAAGACUGACGACCACCGGAUAUCAUUCCGACGUUUCAUACGAACAUCAGCCGCCUGGCAUUACGAUUCUCACCCUUCUGUCCGUCCCUCCAACCGGUGGAGAUACCGCAUGGGCAUCGCAAACUGCAGCAUACGCCCGCUUGUCACAGCCCAUCAAGACACUGCUCGAGGGUCUGCGUGCUGAACACAGCGGCUUCAACCAGGCAGAGAAUGCCCGCCGUGAUGGAAAAUAUGUCCGCCGAGAGCCAGUGAAGUCGGAGCACCCCAUUGUGAGGGUCCAUCCAGCGACGGGUGAAAAGGCUCUCUUUGUCAACAAGGGCUUUACAAAGCGCAUCAUUGGCCUCCAGCAUGAAGAGUCGGACGCUCUUUUGCAGCUGCUGUUCAACCAUAUCGCACUUGGCCAAGAUUUCCAGGUUCGCGUCAAAUGGGAGGAGGGCACGGUUGCGCUAUGGGAUAACCGCGUUACUGCCCAUACUGCUAUCUCGGACUUCGACAUUCAUAACCCGCAGGAGGGGCUCCGCCAUGGAGUCCGACUAACAACUCAGGCGGACAAGCCAUCAGGCAUUAAUGGACUUGAGUCGGUGUGUCAUCGAAAAAGGACAAAGGAUUACAUGGAUGCUCUUGAGCAAGAGGUCUUACGUCUCCGAGCAGAGGGUGAUCGCCUGAACCAAAUAGCUAGCAACUGGAAGAAAUGUGCCAUGGCCUUAGUUAAAUCAGGUAACACGCCGAUAUUGAACAUAAACCAAAUAUCGCAGUUUGGGCCUGGCAUAUUCCUCUGGUCGGUAUCAAGCUCUGACACCGAUAUGACGAUCGGUGAUCCGGCACUCUUUAUGAGCCACGAGUACCAGUGGCAAGCAUAUCAACAGCAGGCAAUGAUAUAUCCUAGUAUGGAUAUGAUACCACAUAUUAAUAUUGAAGAUGCCUCGGAAGAGUUUCUCUUGAGGAAUUUCUAUGAGAAUGUCAUUCCCACGCUGGACGUGACGGAGUCAACCAACCAAGGCUAUUCUAAACACAUUAUUCCACUUGCCUUCAAGCAUCAGAUGGUUCGAAGUUCCUUACUGGCAGCAUCUGCGAGCCAUAUACAAAUUACUCAAGGCUCAAAAUCCAUGGUCGACAGACUCAACUACAGGUCAACAGCAAUUGCUGAGCUGAGACAAAUUUCAGCACGACCAGAAACGGAUUCUUGUGCACCACUUGCCACAAUCCUAGGACUGAUGAUUGACGAUAUGAUAUGCGGCCACAGAGAGUGCCCUGCUUUGCUUAAGCUUGCCGAAUUCUGGGUUCGAAAAGACUGUCCCUUUAGCACUGACCCUGUUGAGAAGGCAACGCGUCGAUUCCUAUUAGACCAAGUGCAACUAUUGAAAGCGGUCGUUUGUCCUCUUUACCAAUUCAACAAGCUCCUGAGCAAAGACCGCCAAGCCACGGAUGGUAAACAAGCACUGUCUCUCAGCCAAAAAGAUUUAUACGAAGUCUUCUACUCAAUGGAAAGUGCCAUGGCACAAGCAUGCCAUAUAUACACACUACCGACUACCAGCAGUCCGCAUGAAAGCAGCGGCUCGGAUUCGGAUUCAUCCGACGAUCUCAACAGAUUGUUGGACAAACUUCAGAUCACUGUGCGCAAGAUUCCUCCAUUUUCCUUGGGAGAGAACUCUUUGACGUGGGUGUACUUCGUUGCAGCCUCAAGGAGCCGACGAAUCGAUCACAGCGCCUUCUUCGUCGCUAGGUUUGCAGAAUUGCUACAGCGCAUUGGACAUGACAAAGUGAAUGAGCUAUUAGCUGGACUAAUAUGA
This is a messenger RNA of Trichoderma virens Gv29-8, 2386 nucleotides long. RefSeq lists its product as uncharacterized. Gene Ontology annotation, cellular component: nucleus. Gene Ontology annotation, molecular function: DNA-binding transcription factor activity; transcription cis-regulatory region binding. Bases 1208 to 2386 code for a protein of 392 amino acids. The record is from RefSeq and is a predicted model, not a curated record. Lineage: Eukaryota; Fungi; Ascomycota; Sordariomycetes; Hypocreales; Hypocreaceae. Gene Ontology annotation, biological process: positive regulation of transcription by RNA polymerase II. The transcript is spliced from 9 exons.